This is a messenger RNA of Capsella rubella, 1868 nucleotides long. Its product is annotated as transcription factor bHLH119. Gene Ontology annotation, cellular component: nucleus. Lineage: Eukaryota; Viridiplantae; Streptophyta; Magnoliopsida; Brassicales; Brassicaceae. The transcript has 8 exons. The record is from RefSeq and is a predicted model, not a curated record. The coding region runs from base 229 to 1545 and encodes 438 amino acids. Gene Ontology annotation, molecular function: protein dimerization activity.
CAUUUUUGUAUUUUUUCUGUUUUUCUUAGUGUACAAGUCACAAAUCUCCAAUUUAAGUUUCUUGGUGACUUCUAUCAGAACUUUUGUUCAUUUUUAUUUUUUAUUUUGUCUCAAGAGAUGAAUCUUUUUCGUUCCCCACUCGGAAACAGACGACCCUUUAUAUUUUCUCACAUUCUGCUUCUUAUACUUAUACCUCCUCCUUGAUCUGAGCUCCCAAGAAAAGCCAUCAUGGGUGAAGAUGAUAUCGUGGAACUCUUAUGGAAGAGCGGCCAAGUCGUUCCAAGCAGCCAGAUACAGAGAUCCUCCUCCCACCCUCUUCCCAUACUCCGCGGCAGCGGAAGCGGAAGUGGAGAAGGAAAUGAUCCUCUACCGCACCCUACACCUUCCCUGCAGCAUCAUGAUCAGCAAAGUCUCUUCAUCCAAGAAGAUGAAAUGGCUUCUUGGCUCCCCCAUCCUAAUCGCCAAGAUUAUUUCUACUCCAGCGUCUCCUCGACUCCGGCUACCCUCCCGCAAAUUUUGGCCUCCCUGGCACCACCACCACCUAGUAUUCAGGACAUUAUGACGCCGGAGAGGCCUACCGGUCAAAUAUUUUCCGGGAGAAGGGCGGAGAAUUUUAUGAACUUCUCGAGGCUAAGAGGGAACAUAUGUACCGGCGGUAGAGUUGAAGCUGGACCGUCCAUGCAGGUGGAAUCGAGUGCGACCCCGUCAUCUUUUGCAACUGAAUCAUGUGUAAUACCAGCGACUGAGGGCACCAAGAGUCGAGUGUUGCGCACUUUUUCAGUUCCCAGUCUUGGUCGAGACGAAAAGAUGGCUAGUGAGAACGCCGGAACAAAGCCGAUUCAGACACAACCAGCGUCAGAAAUCUCCGAAGACAGGAAGCGAAAGGAGAGAGAAGAAACCAAUGCCGAAAUCCAGGGAACUGAAGAAGCUCGUGAUUCAUCAGUUACCAGGAAGAAGUCCCGAGCGGCAGAAAUGCACAACCUCUCCGAAAGGAGACGGAGAGAAAAGAUUAACGAGAAGAUGAAGACUCUGCAAGAACUCAUUCCUGGAUGCAGCAAGAAGGAUAAAGCUUCAACGCUGGAGUUUGUUAUCGAGUACGUGAAAUCGCUACAGAUGCAAGUGCAGAUGAUGUCGAUGGGACAAGGUACGAUGCCACCGAUGAUGAACGCAGGGAAUGUGCAACCGUUAAUGCCCAACAUGGCCAUGAGGAUGAUGGAUAUGAACCGGCCUCCAUUUAUACCUUUCCCGGGCACACCUUUUCCUAGGCCGCCUCAUAUGGAGGGUAUAGGUCCAUCACGUCCAGCACUAGCACCACCCUACCCUUAUGAUCCAUCUAGAGUCCAUCUACGAACCCCUCAGCCUAACCUGGUGUCUACCCAGCCUCAGUUCCCGGCUUACAUGAAUCCCUAUAGCCAGUUUGUUGGUCUCCACCGGAUGCAACAACCUCCGACUCCACUGCAUAGUCAAACAACAUCACCAGUGAGUUUCAGCGAUGGAAGUAAUAGCAAAGAACAUGAUGACCAGGACAACCAAUCAACAGGUUGAUGUGUGAAGUUAAAAAUAGAUAAGUUAUCUUAGCAAAUCGCUAAAAUUUAAAAUAAGCAGAGAUCUAACUUGUAGAUUUUGUCUCUUAAGGUUAAAGCUAGGUAGGUAUGUACCUCUUUAGUUUCAUUUCCUGUUUCUACAAAUGUCAGAAUCUGGAAUGGAAUCUAGGUGGUCAGGAUACACAUGUUGCAAGGUGGACCAUAAACUAAUUUAAACCACAACGAUCGAGUUAGCAAAAGUACAUGACCAUCCUCGUAUUAUGAUACAAUUGAGACCAACUAGGUCAAACAAACACAUUAGCAAAACCAUAACUUAAAACAUGU